CUCUUCCCUCCCCUCCCCUCCCGUCGAUUAGGGUUUCAUCUACCGUCCGUCGGUACAUCUCCUCAAUCUCUAUGCCCAUCAUCAAAGCAGGAGAUUCAAAACCGUCCUUCCGUCUCCAAAACCGUAGCAGGAGAACGAGUGGUUUGACUGAUACCGGACGAGAAGUUGUACCCGGUGGUCAAGACCAAGCCCGGCAGGAAGGAUCUCAGAUCGCGGCGGACCAUCUCAACAACGUGCGCGUGGAGCCGAUCGGGGGCCGCCGGCAGUUCCACGGCGCCAAGGAGGCUUAUCUGUCCGGCCACUUCGACGCGCACACCAUUGAGUGCGAGUGCGUCGUCCACUCCUUCAAGAACUACACCAAGCUGGAGAAUGUCGGCGCCGAGGACUACUUCUUCUGUCGCUUCGAUUACAAGGCGGCCAAUUGGGCCUUCACCCCUGACCGUGGUACUGCGAACAUGAGAUGCCUUAUAACCCCGGCGAUCUCAUGGUCCUGUACGAGGGAUGAGAGGACCGGGAAGCAACUUUCAGCUACCCUCUUCUUUAUUGCUUCCUGCUGGGGUCAUCUUCGUCUCCGAUCGGUAUGCCUCUGCUUCUUCCCCUGCCUUUUCCUCCUCCUUCCCUACGCUCUCCCUUUCUUUAUGGUUGGGGCGGUAUUGAUGAGUGUUGCUAGCAAAUCAGUAUCAUCGAUAUUAAUUUUUUUAAUAAAAAUAUAAUAAUCAUUUUUAAUUGAAUAUUCACUUAUUUGAAAAAGAAAAAAAAAUCCAUUUAAUUAGCCUUUUUUUCCAUUUAGAAUUAUAUAUAUAUAUAUAUAUAUAUAUAUAUUGAUUUGAUGGAUAUAAAUUAAACCGUCAACGAUAAAUGACUAAGAGAGGCUUUUCCAUUUUAAAUUGCUUCCGUGUUUACCUCUCGACCUCCGAAAGCCAAACAACAUCAAACAAACCUCGUCUUAAUUCCUCCUCCUCUUCCUUCCUUCCUUCCACCUAUGUUAAUGGGUGAGUAAUUUACCUGUGGUGAGAGAUGCCGAUGUCGACUAGAAUUGCUUCCGUCCUCCUCCUCCUCCUCCUCCUUUCUUCCAUGUUCGCAGGAGUUCUCCCGCACAAGAGCAAAGACAUCAUCGAUGGCCCCUUGAUCACUUCCAAGAUCAAAACCAAUAGGACCAUCCUUGUGGGUCCUUCCGAGGAAUUCAAGACGGUGCAGGCCGCCGUUGAUGCGGUCCCCAUGGGUAACUCAGAUUGGAUCAUCGUCCAUUGCAGGUCUGGCAUCUACAGAGAGAAAGUGGUGAUCCCGAAGGAGAAGCAGUAUAUAUUCCUCAGAGGAAAUGGAAAAGGAAGGACCGCGAUCGUGUGGGAUGAUAGCUCAACCAAUAACACUCUCUCUGCGACCUUCACUGUUUGGGCUGAUAACUUCGUUGCCUUUGGCAUCAGCUUCAAGAAUGAUGCCCUCAUCGCCGUUGCCGACGCUCCACAUAACCAGUCAGUCGCAACCAUGGUGGCCGGAGAUAAGGUAGCAUUCUACCAUUGCGCCUUCUACAGCCCACACAAUACCCUGUUCGACUACAAGGGUCGACACUACUACGAGAGUAGCUACAUCCAAGGCAACAUCGAUUUCAUCUUCGGCCGUGGGCAGUCUAUAUUCCAGAGUUGUGAGAUCUUUGUGCUGCAUGACAAGAGAAUCAAGAUACUUGGCUCCAUCACUGCUCAGAACAGGCCGUCUUCAGAUGACAGCAGUGGCUUUGUCUUCCUCAAAGGCAAGGUGUACGGGGUGGGAGACGCGUAUCUUGGUCGAGCAAAGGGGCCUCACUCUCGUGUCAUCUUUGCCAAAAGUUAUCUCUCCAGGACCGUCACAGCUGCAGGGUGGACUAAUUGGAGUUAUGAUGGCAGCACAGACAAUUUACUGUACGGAGAGUACGACUGUCGUGGUCCGGGGAGCAACACAACUCUUCGAGUUCCUUGGUCGAAGCAACUCAACGAAGAAGAGGCUUCACCUUUCAUCACCAUAGACUUCAUCGAUGGCAAGGAAUGGUUACCAGUAUACUACUAGAAAUGCUGCUCCUCUGCACUACUGUAAUAAAGCUUUAAGCGUUGCGAUUACUAUGGUUUGGUUGUACUAAGACCCAGCAAGUACACUGUUCCUCCUCCAUGAAUUCUCCGAGGAGGAGGAUCUAUUAAACCUGGACAUUAGUCAUUCAGUCUC
Musa acuminata AAA Group (dessert banana) is the source of this 2193-nucleotide messenger RNA. RefSeq names its product probable pectinesterase 67. Bases 1018 to 2040 code for a protein of 340 amino acids. The record is from RefSeq and is a predicted model, not a curated record. The transcript has 6 exons. Gene Ontology annotation, molecular function: pectinesterase activity. NCBI's taxonomy places the organism in Eukaryota, Viridiplantae, Streptophyta, Magnoliopsida, Zingiberales, Musaceae. Gene Ontology annotation, biological process: cell wall modification; pectin catabolic process.